Tetrahymena thermophila SB210 is the source of this 1668-nucleotide messenger RNA. RefSeq lists its product as hypothetical. The transcript is spliced from 3 exons. NCBI's taxonomy places the organism in Eukaryota, Ciliophora, Oligohymenophorea, Hymenostomatida, Tetrahymenidae. The record is from RefSeq and is a predicted model, not a curated record.
AUGGUUGCUUAUCCCUAUAUAACAGGUGUUUAAUUUGAUGAAAAAUCCAUUUCUUAAAGCUUGUUUAUUGAGUCUGUUGAAGUUUAAAAUGAAGGAUUUAAUUUUACUUUUAGCAAAUAAUAAGAUAGCACAGUAGUGUUUAUUGGAAUUAAUUAUUUGUACUAUGACCCAGAUUAAAAUUAAAAUUUAAAAAUCCAAAAAUAAAUUUUAGAAGAGUACUAAUUGAUUUCUAAAUAAUAUAAUCAAGAUGGAGAAAAACUAUUUAAAGCAUCAGAUUUGUAUUUUGACAAAAACUUAAAUUGCUCCUAAGAGUAUCAAGAACCAUUUAAUUUAAUUGGAAUGACUGGUUUCUUAUAAAGUUAAUAAACUUAGCAAAUUUUAAUAGACAGAGAAUAGAUAAUUGAUCAAAAAUAAAUAAUUAAUAUCUAAAAUAAUGAAUUUUAAAGAAAGAGUUCUAUUUAAUUGCUAUAAUUUUAUUAAAAGAAAAAUGAGGAAGUAAAAAUCAAAGAUUCUUGCUCAGUAUACUAAAAUAAAUGCAGCGAAAAAUACCCUGCUUAGUACUAUUGUGAAGAAGGUUUAAUUUAAUAAAAAUGCACUAAAUGCCUAAAUUGCCCUGCUGAUUGUAAUAGCGUGCAAAUGUGUUGUGAUUCAACUAAAUUAAAUUUUAAUAUCUCUUUAAAUAAUUGCGAAUGCUUAGAUAAUUAAACUAUGCAAUACGAUGAUUUAACAAAUUAAUGUAAUUGUAUUGAUUAAAUAUACAUGAAAAAAUAGAAUAAUAGUUGUAUUUGCAAUGAUUUGAUGAAAUUCAAUUAUGAGAAAUAAAUAUGUAAAUGUAAUGACGAAUAAACAAUGAUUAAAGAUCCUGAUUUAAAAAAAUGUGUUUGCAUAGACCAAACACUUAUGAGAUACAGUGAUAGUGAAUAAAAAUGCAUGUGCUUGGAUUAAAAUUUUAUGAAAUUUGACGAAAAUUUAAAAACUUGUGUAUGCUUAUAUUAGAUAAAUAUGGCUUUUAAUAAAGAUACAAAAAAAUGCGAAUGUAAAAAAAAUAUGGCAUUUAAUGCUAGUAAGAGAAUAUGUGAGUGCAUAGAUUAAAAUAGCACUUAUAAUACUAAAACUGAUCAAUGCGAAUGUAAAGAAAGAAUGUAAUUCAAUAGUAAGAAAUAAAUGUGUGAAUGCAAAGAUUAAAAUAGUAUAUAUAAAGAUGAAACAUAACAAUGUGAAUGCUAAUCAGGAAUGAAGUUCAAUGAUGAUAUAUAGAAAUGUGAAUGCGUAGAUUAAAAUACUAUGAAAUAUAAUUAAAUAACAGAAGAAUGUGAAUGUAUUUUAGAUGAAAUGACUUUUAGUAAAAGUUUAAAAUAAUGCAUUUGUAGUGAUAAGUCUUAUUAUUACAAUAAUCACUUAGAUAAAUGUAUACUUAAUCCUUCCUUCAAAUACUGUGAAAUUUUAGAAUAAUUUCGUCCUCUUUGUUUGAAAUGCUAAAAAGGUUUCUAAAAUUUCAAUGGGACCUGCAAAUAUUGUGGAAAUAAUCUAAAUUAAAUAUUCGCUUACAAUUUAUAAGCAAAAUCAUAAUAAGAAUUAGAAUUUUAAUAUAUCCCUAGAAUCAGCAUAAAUGCUUUCAAAUUCUUAAAUCAAAGCUUCGCAAACAAAAAAUAGCAUAAUGAUUAAUGA